Molecule: messenger RNA, 2379 nt
Organism: Vigna angularis (adzuki bean)
Lineage: Eukaryota; Viridiplantae; Streptophyta; Magnoliopsida; Fabales; Fabaceae
Product: pentatricopeptide repeat-containing protein At1g09900
Exons: 2
Coding region: 418-2238 (606 amino acids)
Molecular function (GO): protein binding
Source: RefSeq, a predicted model, not a curated record
AAUCCUCUUCGCGCUAUUCUCUUUCUCUUUUUUCCUAUGUGUGCACGACACCUGAGUUUGCCGCACAACCCGAGCACCGCUGUCACUGAUACCUCCGUUUCGUUGCGCACUUUCCGUAGAGUAACUUCUACACCCUCAUCCACUGGGUUUCGUUAUUGGCUUGCCUCAUUUUUAUAGCGUGCUUAUUACUUGAACUUGUAAGUAUAUUGACUAGUGCACUUAUGGAAUGUAUGAUUUUGGAUUUUCAGGUUGAGAGCUGAAAAGGCAUUGGUGGUAUUAGAGUUUGUGUAGCAAGUGUUUGAAGUGGGUGAAGGAAUGGACUUGGUGGUACCACAUACAUAGUUUUGUUCAUAUUAACACUUCCUCUGAGAAAGAUAUAGCACUGGUUCUGCAUUCAAUUUGGUGAGAGUAUAUAAUAUGGCCUGCAAAUUUCAGUUAUUUGGUCUGUCUGAUGGGGCUAUUGACUUUAGAAAACCUAAUGGGACUUGGAAUAGGAAGCAUUUGGGCUUUAGCGUGUUUGUUUGUUCAAAAUAUGGAAGUUCUGGUUUGAAAGGUAGUCUGCAACAUUCUGAAAGAUUUUCUAAAUGUGCUUUAAAUGGGGUGGAGUCCUCAGCAAGGGUCAAUAAUUCCCUGAAUUUUGAAGAAUCAGAGAUACGUCAUCUCCAUAGGUUGAUUAGAAAUGGGGAAUUGGAGGAAAGUUCUAAGUUUCUUGAGUAUUUGACUAAUAAGGGUAAGAUCCCUGAUGUCAUUGCUUGUACUGCUUUAAUCCGUGGGUUUUGCGAGAUUGGCAGGCCUAAGAAUGCAACUCGAAUCAUGGGAAUUCUGGAGGAGUCUGGAGCUGUUAUUGAUGUAACCUGUUACAAUGUUUUAAUCAGUAGUUAUUGCAAAUUAGGGGACACAGAAGAAGCCUUGUGGAUUUUGGAUCGCAUGAGUGUUGCUCCAAAUGCUGCUACAUAUGAUGCAAUUUUGUGUAGUUUGUGUGAUAGAGGGAAAUUGAAGCAAGCCAUGCAAGUACUUGACAGACAGAUGCAAAACAAGUCUUACCCAGAUAUAGUUACGUGCACUGUAUUGAUUGAUGCAGCUUGUAAAGAAAGUGGAGUUGGUCAGGCAAUGAAACUGUUCAAUGAGAUGAGGAGGAAAGGAUGCAAACCUGAUGUGAUUACUUAUAAUGUUCUUAUAAAAGGGAUUUGUUAUGAAGGUAGGUUGGAUGAAGCAAUUAGAUUUUUAAACAAAUUGCCAUCCUAUGGUUGUCAGCCUGAUGUAAUUUCCCAUAAUAUUGUAUUGCGUAGCUUGUGUAGCAGUGGAAGAUGGAUGGAUGCUAUGAAACUAAUGGCUAACAUGCUUCGUAAAGGGUGUUUCCCCAGUGUUGUUACUUUCAAUAUCUUGAUCAAUUUCUUGUGCCAAAAGGGCUUACUAGAAAAAGCCCUUAAUGUCUUGGAGAUGAUGCCAAAGCAUGGUCAUACUCCUAAUUCCAGAAGUUACAAUCCGUUGAUUCAAAGGUUGUGUAAUGAAAAAGGUAUUAAUAGAGCAAUUGAGUACUUGGAAAUAAUGGUAUCCAGGGGUUGUUACCCAGAUAUAGUGACCUAUAAUAUUUUGCUAACUGCACUAUGCAAAAAUGGGAAGGCGGAUGAUGCAGUUGAGAUACUGAGGCAGCUAUGUUCCAAAGGGUGCUCUCCUUCUCUUGUUACAUACAAUACAGUAAUUGAUGGGCUUUUGAAGGUCGGAAAAACAGAGCGUGCCGUGGAACUCUUCGAAGAGAUGAACAGAAUAGGUCUUAAACCUGAUAUUAUUACUUACAAUAUAAUCAUUGACGGGCUUCUAAAGAUGGGGAAAGCCAAACUUGCUGUAGAGCUUUUGGAAGAGAUGUGCAGUAAGGGUCUUAAGCCCGAUCCAAUUACUUGCACUUCAGUAGUUGGAGGCCUAAGUCGGGAAGGAAAGGUUCACGAAGCUAUAAAUUUUUUCCAUUACAUGAAAAGGUUUGGAAUUAGACCAAAAGUAUUCAUUUACAACUCAAUUAUGAUGGCAUUAUGUAAAGCUCGGCAAACCAGUUGGGCCAUAGAUUUUCUGGCCGAUAUGGUGGCAAAAGGAUGUAAACCUACAGAGGCUACGUAUUCUAUUCUUGUAGAAGGCAUUAUUUAUGAAGGGUUGGCUGAGGAAGCUUCGGAGUUGUUGAAUGAAUUGCACGCCAGAGGACUUGUCCAGAAAAGUUUGGUUGAAAAAGUAAGAGUCGAUAUGUAGAAGAAAACAGGUUGGUUCAACUCGGCUACAUGGUUUGGUUGAUUCCCAUUCAGUUCUAUGAAGAACCAAAAUUUCAAUAAAACCAUUUGUGAAUAUUGCUUUAAAGCAGUGAGAUCCAAGAUACAACGCAGUUUUACAUUA